AUGGAGGGCCGCGGCACCGGCUCGGGGGGGGCUGGCUACAACGAGGCCCUGCUGCACAAGACGAUCCUGGUCGGAGACAGCGGCGUGGGGAAGACAUCUCUGCUGGUCCAGUUUGACCAGGGCAAGUUCAUUCCUGGUUCCUUCUCCGCCACCGUGGGCAUUGGGUUUACGAACAAAGUGGUGGCCGUGGAUGGCGUGAAGGUGAAGUUGCAGAUCUGGGACACGGCAGGACAGGAGCGUUUCCGCAGCAUCACCCAUGCCUACUACAGGGACGCCCAAGCCCUGCUCCUGCUCUACGAUAUCACCAGCAAGAUGUCCUUUGACAACAUCCGCGCCUGGCUGACGGAGAUCCACGAGUACGCCCAGAAGGAUGUGGUCAUCAUGCUGCUGGGCAAUAAGGCUGACGUGAGCAGCGAGAGGGCUGUGAGGACAGAGGAUGGAGCGUCGCUGGCCAGGGAGUACGGGGUGCCUUUCAUGGAGACAAGCGCCAAGACGGGCAUGAACGUGGAGCUGGCCUUCCUGGCCAUUGCCAAGGAGCUAAAGCAGCGCGCAGUGCAGCCGCCGGAUGAGCCCCGCUUCCAGAUCCACGACUACAUCGAGUCACAGAAGAAGAAAUCCAGCUGCUGUGCCUUUGCUUGAGAGCGGCCGGGAGGAGCCGGCAGCCCCAGGGGCGCAGGCAGGCGGGAGGCUGAGCGGGGGCCCGAUCCUGCCCUUGAGCACCGGAGGGAACCAGGCUCCGACAAGCCAAGUGUGGACGGGACGAUGCGGCGGACCAGAGCGUGCACAAGGAGAGCCAUUGCCCCGGCGCCAGGAUCCAGGGGCCGGAUCCUGCUGCCCUGCAGGGCAAUGCCUGGAGCUUACUGUGUGCCAUUGGGGGAAUAACCGCGGUGUGAUGACUGCCAGCCUGGCCAGCGAGCCACGGUGGUGCCUCCGUCACCUGAGCAGGAUGCAGGAUAUGGCCCCACACCUAGCUGAGGGCCCCUUGGAGCGGCUGGAGGGGCCGUGUGUGUGCCAUGGAUGAGCCCCCAUGCAGCCCCCGGCCCUCUCCUCCCCUGCAGCCAUCCCUGCUCUCGGUGCUGCUCUCAUCCGGCUGGAAGGGCCUGAUCCAGCCCCCCGCGUCCCUGGUGCUGCCGGGCUCUGGCUUCCCUCCAGGGAGCCUCGGCUCUGCCCCCCGGGCUGCCCCACGCCCGGGUGCAGCCGGUGCCCACACAGCCAUGGCUCCUCGCUGCUGCGGUUGCUGAUGUCGGCUUUUAUCCUCCUGUCGCCACGAGGGUAGCGAUGUCCCCGUUAUGUCCCAGUUCUGCCAGAGGGAAGGGCUGGGAUGGGGAAGCAUCCAGCCAAGCCUACUCCCUGCCUGUGCAGCUGGCGUGAGAAAUAAAACUCCCCUUGGAGCGCCCGAGUGAUGCUUGGGGCACUUCUGGUACACAUGGCAAUUUGGAAAAACCUUUAUUUCCCCCCUCUUGUAGCCACAGGAAUUAGAGACUUUAUUUUUUUAACAGGAAAAGCCUUUUUCUUUUCAGUCCCUCCAGACAAAACCAUCUCUGGCCUCAUGCAGACUGGAGCUGGUGGGGUAGAGGUGCCCGCGGUGGCCUGGGGCUGCUGUGCCUGCCAGCUCCCAGGGCAGGCUGGGUUUCUCUCCCGUCGCUGCACAUGUAAUACAACUGUUUCUUCCUACCGCUGGCAAAUAGCAGCUGAAACGCACUCUCUGGAGAGCAGAUGCCUGAGAUGCUUCAGCCAGCAAACGUUGCUACGUUGGGCACCGGUGGGGCGCAGGGUGCAAGGCGUGGGCCCCGCGUUGCUGCACAUCCCCGGUGCUCAGCCUGGCUCUGCCGACCCCUCCGGCACACUGCCGGCUCCCCCGAGCACGACCUAGGGCAGUGAGACAGUGAAUAUUUGGUUGUGUAGCUGAAGAGCUGAUGUGAAGGGCAGCUGCGGAGGGCAUGGCACUGCUGCACGUAGGAGUCGGGGACUGUCCGGCACAUCCGUCCCCCCCAGCAUCUUCCCUGGCCCUGCGCCCGAGCUGCUCAUCUCUCACCCGGCCCAGUGCCUCCUUCGCCUCUGCUCUGCUCCCGGGUCUCUCUUUGCAAGUUUACAGAUUAAAGCUGGGUAUUUUCGA
Molecule: messenger RNA, 2116 nt
Organism: Gymnogyps californianus (California condor)
Lineage: Eukaryota; Metazoa; Chordata; Aves; Accipitriformes; Cathartidae
Gene: RAB37
Product: RAB37, member RAS oncogene family
Exons: 9
Coding region: 1-639 (212 amino acids)
Cellular component (GO): Golgi apparatus; endosome
Molecular function (GO): GTP binding; GTPase activity
Source: RefSeq, a predicted model, not a curated record